Molecule: messenger RNA, 553 nt
Organism: Salvelinus sp. IW2-2015
Lineage: Eukaryota; Metazoa; Chordata; Actinopteri; Salmoniformes; Salmonidae
Source: RefSeq, a predicted model, not a curated record
AACGUUUGGAUUGGAGGCACCAUGCAAAACAGUGGAAGAUCUCACAAGUGGGUUUGUCAUGGCCCAGGCCCUACAGAAAAUAGACAUUGUGUAUUUCACUGACAACUGGAUCAGUAGGAUCAAGCCUGAGGUGGGAGAUAACUGGCGACUAAAGAUCAGUAAUCUGAAGAAGGUGUUGAAAGGCAUACUGGACUACAACCAGGAGGUCCUUCAACAGCAGAUCAAUGACUUCACCCUGCCAGACAUCAACCUGAUAGAGAACACUCAGACCCUGCAGAGCUGGGCAGGAUGCUACAACUCAUACUGGGCUGUGCUGUCAACUGUGAGCAGAAACAAGAAAACAUCCAGACCAUAAUGAUGCUGGAGGAAUCUGUUCAACAUGUUGUCAUGACAGCCAUUCAAGAGCUGAUGAGCAAAGAGUGUCCAGUUAUUGGAGGAAAUGAAUCGUACGCUGACAUCGAUAGACAGCUGAAGAAGACGGUAGAGGAUCUGAAUGACGCUCUAGUCACCAAGGAGGAGAUCGCACAGAGAUGUCACGAGCUGGACAUGCAGG